Annulohypoxylon maeteangense is the source of this 1476-nucleotide messenger RNA. RefSeq names its product Asx homology domain-containing protein. The coding region runs from base 353 to 1435 and encodes 360 amino acids. The record is from RefSeq and is a predicted model, not a curated record. The transcript has 3 exons. NCBI's taxonomy places the organism in Eukaryota, Fungi, Ascomycota, Sordariomycetes, Xylariales, Hypoxylaceae.
GUUUACACGUUAAGAGUUGACAAACACGACUCUACAAGUUAUAAAUAUAUAUACGAUGACUCCUUAUAUAUAAUCAUCAUAGUCCUUUGUACUCUGUACAUAGUACUGGGUACUUAGCGUAGGUAAUCGAUAACGGGAUAACCAAUUAUCGGCGCCUUCUGAAUAUAUACCUACACCUACAUAGAAGAAACUCCGGCGUGGCUUCCAUGUUGUCUUUCAUACUUCGUCUUUCUUGCCCGGGUAGCUACUAGGCAGUUUCUUCUUGAAUAUACAAGAGCUCCCCUCUUACUAGUACCUACAUUUUACCUACUUCUCAUCCUUACUAGUCCUUAGGUACCUACAACAUUCAACUAUGCCACCACGAAAGAAAAAUAGCAGUGCGACCGCAAACAACCCUAUCGAGGCUACCAGAAGAUCAACAAGAAAUACUAAGAGAAAUAGCCCCGUCCCCACCCAUUCCACUACCAACUCUCCCGGGGACGAGCUCCCGCCAGCCGCCAUCACUGUCGGCUCUUCGGAAGACGAGAUUUCAUCUACUCGUGCUCAUGUUUCUGUGGCUUCUGGAACAGAAUAUUCUCGACAUGACUCACCCGAUGAAUUGGCCUCUAUUUGUGUAAACUUUUCUGCCCCCAUUUCUUACGCAAGUAGUCGCCCGUCAACAGCAAACAGUGACGGGAUCCGUCAGCCAGGGGUAUUGUCAACCCCCGCCUCAAAGAAGGACAUAGUGAUGCCAGAUGUUGGUGAUGACGAGGGGGAAGACGAGCUUUCUGGACAGGGUCCAGUCUUGAAAAAAACCAAGUCCGCUAAGGACAUGCCGGCCAGCACUCGGAAGAGCAGGUCGAAGUACGACAAUCCUGAUGAGAUGCUGACUAACCCACGAGCACCCUUAGCGAAGAUCAACCUCCGAGAUCUCCUAUGUAAUAGCAAGGCAUGGGACGUCCUAAGUCCGGACGAGAAGAAGUCUGUCCUAGACAAAUUUCCAGAUGAAGAGGAAGUCCUAGAUGCUGGGACCGAAAAGGCGAGACCUAACAUCGCGGCACUUAGGAAUAAUGACAAUUUUCGCCAUGACGCGGCACAAUAUCGAGAAGAUCUAAGAAAAGGAUGGCAUGACCCCGAAUGGAUUCGCCAGGCCCAGGCUGCGCAUAGGAGGCGCGCGGCCGGUGACUACAACGAGUAUCUCGCCACCCGAUUUGAGGACGAAUGGGCCAUACCUAUGACUAAGCAGAGUAAUGAGGAUAACGAUAAGAGAGAGGAUGCUCCUCUUAAGGACGAAAGUAACGAUAAAGACGAUAAUAUGAAUGCAAUGGAAGGAAUCGAGACCAACGAAGGAGAGCCUUUAGAAACGGUAGAACCAAAGAAAGAAGAUGGUGCCCGAGAGGAUGGGCUCAUUGAGCAUCCACCGGAUACGAUUAUGGUCAAUACGGGGACCCUAUAAGAUCGUUUCUUAUAGAAAUCCAAAUGAGAGCCUAUUAAUCU